Hibiscus syriacus is the source of this 2099-nucleotide messenger RNA. RefSeq names its product H/ACA ribonucleoprotein complex non-core subunit NAF1-like. Gene Ontology annotation, molecular function: RNA binding. The record is from RefSeq and is a predicted model, not a curated record. Gene Ontology annotation, cellular component: sno(s)RNA-containing ribonucleoprotein complex. The transcript has 3 exons. Lineage: Eukaryota; Viridiplantae; Streptophyta; Magnoliopsida; Malvales; Malvaceae. Gene Ontology annotation, biological process: pseudouridine synthesis; ribosome biogenesis; box H/ACA snoRNP assembly. Bases 60 to 2084 code for a protein of 674 amino acids.
CGUUCAAAAAGCAGAAAAUUCAAGGGUUUGGUUAUAUUUGAUUUUUUUAACUUUAGUUAAUGGUCAGCAGUAAUUUAAAGGAGUGGUUUGAUGGUUGCCCAAAUGUAGAUAGUUUUGGGUUAGAAGAGAGUGUAUUUGACAGUAUUGAGAACACUAUGGAGAUUGGUCAAGAGGAAAGCUUCGGGAAAACCCCUGUUGGUGACCUUGGCUUUGAUGGGUUCGAGCCAGUUGUUGAUGGGUCCGCGCUGGUUGAAGAUGAGCCAGGCCGUACAAGGUUGGAGGAAGACGAGUCAAAACCACAAGGGGAGUUGGGUUUAUCAGUUGAGGAGUCAAAACCAGAAGAUUUUGAUGGGCUCAUGGCGAUUGGUUGCGAGUCUGAUCCAGUUGGAGUUGAGCCAGGCUGUACAGUGAAGGCGGAAGAAGAGUCAAAACCAGAAAAGAAUCCGACUUUACCUAUUGAGGAAGUGAUUGAGAAGGUUGGUUUGGAUGAUGGAUUAGAGAGUGGAAGUAGUAGUUCAGUGUCCGACAGUGAAAGUUCUUCUUCGUCAACAUCUUCUAGUAGUAGCAGUGACGAGGAGGAGGAGGAGGAAGAAGAUGAGGAGGAUGAAGAGAAUAAGGAAAAAGUGAAGGUGAAUGCUAAAAUGUUGAAUGAUGCAGAUGAACUUGAAGAUGGUGAGAUAAUAGGUACUAAUGAGGAGGCAACCUUUGAUGGAACUGACAAUGACGACGAUGACGAGGAGGAAACAGAUGAUAUCCUUAGUGCAUUAGAUAUUGAACUCGAAGAAGUUGAUGAUGAUGAGGAUGCUGGUGCUUCAAAAGGUCCCAUCAGGUCCAAGCAUGAAGUUGAGGUUCUUCCUGAAGUUCCACCACUGGAUGUUGAACUGCAACCCCAUCACCAAAUGCUGCCUGUUGGAGUUAUUUUGUCGAUGAUUGGUACCAAAGUUAUUGUUGAAGGAAGAGAGCAGCACAACCCUCUGAAUGAAGGUUCGGUUCUCUGGUUAACCAUGAACAGAUCUCCACUUGGAUUUGUGGAUGAAAUCUUCGGACCUGUAAAAAACCCAUACUAUAUAGUGCGGUAUAAUACCGAGAGCGAUGUCCCUGCUGGGAUCCAUGAAGGCACUUCUAUCUCUUUUGUUCCUGAAUUUGCUAAUCACGUUCUCAACGAGAAAAGUCUUCACAAGAAAGGAUAUGAUGCAUCCGGUGAGAAUGAUGAGGAGUUGUUGGGUGAUGCUGAGUUCUCUGAUGAUGAAAAAGAGGCCGAGUACAAGAGGAUGCAAAAAAUGACAAAGAGAGCCAUGAAUGACCAGAGAGUGGGAAACCAGAAAAGCAAUAAAAAGAAAGUUAAUGGAGCUUGGAAUACCGAUGGGAACUCUGCCCAGCAAACAGCAACAGGUCAACUUCCACCUAAUCAGAAUCAACAUAAUAUCUCCGUAGUCUCAGCAUCUUUGGUCAAUCAUAAUUGUUCAUCUUCUGUUGUGGGACAACAAAAUUUUGUUGGUGGAUCUGGCUUUGUCCCACCGUCUGGUAAUAUUGGACCUUCUAAUGGAGUUUGGAAUAAUGGAAUGGCAGGCCAGCAUCCACAGAAUGUUGUUUUCCCGAACAGGUUUUCUGCUGAAGGAAUGCAAUUGCUCUCGCAGAAUUACGCACAGCAGCCUAUUCCUUUGUCAAACCCUGCAAUAUCUAUGCCUACCAUGAUGCCCUAUCAGCAGCAGCAGCAAUUUGACCCUAGUUUGAGCACAUUUCCUAAUAUGGUCUUACCUGGUGGCCAGUUAAACUCUUUUGCUGGACUAUCCUCUGCACCUUUGCUGGGGAUUGCCGGUCAAAAUUUAAUCAGCCAAAGCACGUUCGGAAUGGGUAUGCAGUCCCAACAAUUCCUUGGUGCAUUGCAGAGUAUUUUAACAAAUGGACCUACUCUAAAUGGGAACUGUAAUUUGCAACCAAAAGGUGUCCAAGUCAACUUCGAAUUAUCCCAGAACUUUAACAUGGGUGCACCAUCGAGUCAUGGAGGAAAAUCACAUCAUCGAGGCCGUGGAAGUGGUCGUGAUCGUUUUAGUGGUGGAAGAGGUCAUCACCGAUCUGAAUAAAUUCGAAUAGAGACA